AUGAAGGAUUUGCGACAUAUCCUCUUUGGAUUGGGAGUAUCAGGACUCGGGUUAGCUGGUACUGUACAACGAGAUGUUGAAGUGAUACGGUUUCACUCGCCUGGAGAUGUGACGGCUGACUCGCUGCACAACAUCCACGUGGAUUUUCUCGACACCUCCUUCGAGGGCCCUUUGCAGCUUGUGUACGGUGAAUGUGACAUGCAGAAUGCAUGGCAGAUGCAUCAUGAGAUUGGAAGCACGUUUGUGAAGCGUCAAGCUCACCCAGAACGAUUUGUCUGGGUGACUCCUCUCGAUGCUCCUCAUGCACUCUGUCUCCAUGCAUUCUCUGGUUCCAGUCUCCUGGGCCGGUCUUCGCCCAUCAGUAUAUCAUCGCCUAUCCUCAAGCGUCAAAGCAUUGCAGAUGUGGCAGACGCCAUGGGACCCUGGUUCGACGGAGUUGCCUACAUGAAAUCCAAGAAGGAGAGCGAGGCAUUUGUUUCCAAGGCCAAGAAGACCUCUGUUGCCAUUGUUGGAGGUGGCAUGUCCGGACUCAUGACGAGUCACCUGCUGUCGUCCGUCGGCAUUCACGAUUGGCACAUCUACGAGUCAUCCGAGCGGGUUGGAGGGCGUAUUCGCACGAAAUACCUGAACAACACUCGUCCAGACCAGUAUCAGUAUCAGGAAAUGGGCCCUAUGCGAUUUCCUGUCAGCAUCACUUAUGCGGAUACCAACGAGACUCUCGAGAUCAUGGAUCACCGAAUGGUUUUUCAGCUUGCCGGAGUCUUGAACAAAAUGAACGUUGACAAGCCCGAGCUCCAAGUCAACUUCAUCCCCUGGGUCCAAAACGGCCCCAAUCUUCCUGCCGACUCGGGGGCAUCCGUCUGCCCGACGGUCGUAGCAGCCAAUGCUUCCCUCGUGUACACGGCAGCAUCAUCAAACGCAUCGGCUGUCGCUGCUGCAGAAGCCGCUUAUGCUAACUACACCACUCUGGAUGAUAAGGCGACUAUUCGCAAUAUCGCAACCAACAUGUACCAGGCACACAAGAAAGCCGUGGAAGAUGGCAUGUUCCACUGGUCUGAGGCUGGAUACAUGCGCUAUGCCCUAGGGUAUAACGCUAACAUCACCGACUACGCCGCAGGGACAACAGACUUCCCGAUCUGGGGUGACUUCUACGAUGACGUUUAUUUCGCUGCAACCAAAUGGCGUACCAUCGACAAGGGUCUCGAGUCCCUCCCAAAAGCGUUCUACCCUCACGUCGAGGAUAAGCUCACCCUCAACCGCACCGUAGCAGGUUUAGCCUACAACGAAAGAACCGGCAAGGUCGCCGUCACCUGGCGUGACGACCCACUCCAAAUGGUCCCCGAAAAGUCCAAGGAAUACGACUACGCCGUUGUCGCAGCCCCCUUUAGCAAAGUUCGUCUCUGGGAAAUGCCGCGGUACUCAUCCCUUCUCAGCCGAGCAAUCUCAUCCCUAAAUUACGACCCAGCCUGCAAGAUGGCUCUUCUCUAUGAAACACGCUUCUGGGAACACAUGGAAGAACCCAUCUUUGGUGGCUGCGGCUCCGUCGACAUCUCCGGCAUCGGUAGCGUCUGCUACCCAUCCUACAACAUGAAUGGUACUGGUCCUGGUGUGAUUCUCGCCUCGUAUAUUUCCGGCACAGAAGCCCGCUCCGCUGUUGCUUUAAACGCCGAGGAGCACGUUGCCCUCGUCCAACGCGCGAUGGUCGAGGUACACGGCGAGAUCGCCGCUGAACAGUUCACCGGCAUCUACGACCGCCAAUGUUGGGAAACUGAUCGUCACCAGAAUGGUGCUUGGUGCGAUCCGCUUGUUGGACAGCAGGAGCUGUAUCUACCGGCAUAUUACCAGACUGAGUUCAAGACUAUCUUCAUCGGUGAGCAUACUAGCUAUACCCAUGCAUGGAUUUUCUCGGCUCUGGAUUCGGCGGUUCGUGGUUCGACGCAGUUGCUACUUGAUCUUGGGCUGGUGGAUGAGGCAAAGUCGAUCGUCGAUACUUGGAUGGGAAGGUGGAUUAAGCUGUGA
Messenger RNA from Penicillium atrosanguineum, 2019 nucleotides. Its product is annotated as flavin monoamine oxidase family protein. Gene Ontology annotation, molecular function: L-amino-acid oxidase activity; polyamine oxidase activity. The transcript has 2 exons. The coding region runs from base 1 to 2019 and encodes 672 amino acids. The record is from RefSeq and is a predicted model, not a curated record. Lineage: Eukaryota; Fungi; Ascomycota; Eurotiomycetes; Eurotiales; Aspergillaceae. Gene Ontology annotation, biological process: amino acid catabolic process.